AUGGGACAGGUGGUUGCCGCUUCUUGGAAUGGUACCGUACAAGAAGUAGUAGGUCCUGUUCUACCGAUCAAUGUAUGGACUCAUGUUACUAGUACUUACUCUCAAUCAAAUGGCAUUCGAUUGUAUGUCAAUGGCACAUUGAUCGGCAGUACAGGCUCCAUGGUCUACAUUGCACCGGAUAAAUACAACUUUCUGACACUCGCCUAUCCGUUCGCCGGAAGUCCAUGUGGUACAGUCUCGAUAUAUAGCGGUAAUUAUUUUGGUGAUCUUGACGAAUUACGCGUUUAUUCAAGAGAACUUACUGCUGCAGACAUUUCGCUUCUUGCCAAUUAA
Molecule: messenger RNA, 333 nt
Organism: Rotaria sp. Silwood2
Lineage: Eukaryota; Metazoa; Rotifera; Eurotatoria; Philodinida; Philodinidae
Source: the annotation of a GenBank genome assembly